This is a messenger RNA of Trichoderma atroviride IMI 206040, 648 nucleotides long. NCBI's taxonomy places the organism in Eukaryota, Fungi, Ascomycota, Sordariomycetes, Hypocreales, Hypocreaceae. The record is from RefSeq and is a predicted model, not a curated record.
UACCGACUAUUUCUUUUUUGACGCUUUCUUUUGUUAUUGCUUAAUUUGUCUACAUGAGCCUCACACUAGGAGGAGAAUUAGUUAUAGCGUGGAGAGGGCGAGGAUAACUUGUCCUGGGUUGUUACGAUUAUCACACGCAUGUACUGUUAAAUAAAGAUGGGGGUGAACGAGCAAGAUGAUAGCUCUGCCUCUAGUUAAUGACACUAUUACUUGGAUUCUGAAUAGAAUCACCUCGUGCCGAACGUGAAGAUGAGCAUAUGAGAACAGUAUCAGCCACAGAGUCACCAGCCACACUAGCGAGCCGCAGUCACGCAAUCAAGCCAUGGUGGUCAAAAGCCACAGCAACAUGGGGAAAAGCCACAACCUUGUGACAUGCUGUGGCUGCUUGCCUUUUUCGACCGUGUCUCGAUUCGGCAUCCUCCGACCGAGACUGACGUUUAACUGCGAUGAUGCGGAGGAAACGUUCCACGACAGCAGGUUUGAGCUGAGUCUUUUUGCUCAGAAAAACAGGUAUCGUGAGGGCUUUUUUUCUCUUUUUUCCAAUAUGGAAAAGUACCAUGCAAGUCCGUAACAUCUACAGUUUGCGGCACAGUAUUAGACGGCCCUACUGGCGCCGGCGUGGAGAACCCCUGUCUCGGCGCGGUAUUC